This is a messenger RNA of Gossypium arboreum, 1902 nucleotides long. Its product is annotated as geraniol 8-hydroxylase-like. Gene Ontology annotation, molecular function: heme binding; monooxygenase activity; iron ion binding. The record is from RefSeq and is a predicted model, not a curated record. NCBI's taxonomy places the organism in Eukaryota, Viridiplantae, Streptophyta, Magnoliopsida, Malvales, Malvaceae. The transcript is spliced from 2 exons. Bases 237 to 1739 code for a protein of 500 amino acids.
AAUCAGAUGUGUAAUAGUAGUAGCUACAAUAGAUCUCAAAAUUUAGGGUGGUAAAGCCUUUGUGCUGUUGGUUACUAGCAUUUUGAGCCUGUGCCAUUUGACAAUGAAAGCCUUUUAAAUUUGUGUAACAUUAUAUAAAUUGCUAUAAAAUUAUUGCUUCAUUCAAAACAAAGAAUUGGUAUUUCUUAUACACUGAAAGAGGUACUUUCUAUUGUGUAUAACAGCAAGCAAUUAAUAUGGAUUUCUUGAGUUGCUUACUGUACUUUGUUUUCUACUUGAUCUUGUUUCAAGCUUUCCAUUUUAUCACAAGAAGGAAACUGGGAAGAACCCACAAGCUUCCGCCCGGUCCACCAACAAUUCCAAUCUUCGGGAACCUCUUUCAGCUUGGUGAUGAACCCCAUAGGGCCCUUGCCAAACUUGCCAACAUUCAUGGGGACAUCAUGACUUUGAAACUUGGCCAAACAACUACGCUAGUUCUUUCGUCUGCAGCCAUGGCCAAAGAAAUCCUCCUAACGUACGAUGCCAUAUCUUGUAACCGAACCGUUCCAGGUGCCCUUCGUGCCCUUCAACACAACGAAACCGGAUUGCCUUGGAUGUCUGUUUCAACCACAUGGAGAAAUCUUAGGAAAAUCUGUAAUUUGCACAUUUUCGCUAGUCACAAACUUGACGCUAACCAACACUUGCGGCGUAGCAAAAUAGAGCAACUCCUUGCUGAUGUUCGUGAUAGUUCCCGCGUAGGGGAAGCGAUCGAGAUAUCCACAGUUGUUUUCAAAACUACACUUAAUCUUUUGUCCAAUACUAUUUUCUCUAUCGAUUUAGCUGACUCUUCAGAUAGUGCUCUGGAAUACCAAAAAAUUGUGCGAGGUGUCAGGGAAGAGUUAGGAAAACUCAAUUUUGGUGAUUAUUUCCCUACUCUUCUUGAUAAUCUUGACUUGCAAGGUAUAAGGAGGCGGAUGUCGAUUCAUUUUGAGAAGUUGAUGAAUAUUUUCGACAAACUAAUCGAUGAGCGGUUGGAAUUGAAAAAGAUGGAUGAUUAUAUAUCAACUAAUGAUUUAUUGGAUACUCUUCUCCAACUCAGUAAACAAGAUAGCAACGAAGAGCUCGACAGAAAUUUGAUAAAGCAUUUGAUUCUGGAUUUGUUGAUAGCGGGGACGAAUAGUACUUCCAGUACUUUGGAGUGGGCAAUGGCAGAAUUAUUCCAUAACCCAAAACCUUUACGGGUAGCUCGAAGAGAACUGCAACAAGUAAUUGGCGAAGGGAACCCAGUGGAGGAAUCCCACGUUACUUGUUUACCUUAUUUGCAAGCAAUUGUUAAGGAAACGAUGAGAUUGCAUCCUCCAAUUCCCUUGUUACUUCCUCGAAAAGCUGAAGAAGAUAUUGAGAUUCAUAAUUUCGUGGUUCCAAAGGGUGCACGAGUGUUGAUCAACGCAUGGGCUAUAGGUAGAGAUCCUAAUUUUUGGGAGGAACCUGACUUGUUUCUUCCUGAGAGGUUCAUAAGAUCAACAAUUGAUGUUAAAGGAAGGGACUUUGGACUCAUUCCAUUUGGGAGUGGUAGACGAAUUUGCCCUGGAUUGCCACUAGCCAUGAGAAUGUUGCACUUAACGUUGGGUACACUUAUUUAUUCAUUCGACUGGGAACUUGAAGAUGGAGUUACACUUAAAAGUUUAAGCAUGGUUGAUACAUGUAAUCUUGUUCUACAGAAAGCUCAACGAUUAAGACUUAUCUCACGUUCAAUUUAAUAAUAUUGUAUUAAAUUGAAGAGAAAUAAUUGGAACUUAUAAAAUAAGCUUUAAAAUAGCAAUAAUUCCAAAAAUUCUGUUGUUUACAUUUUCGUCGGAGCCAAUGACAUAUAGAUUAUUUUCGUGUAAUUUUAUGUAAGUAAUUCAAAUUAUAUUUGCUUGA